This is a messenger RNA of Brassica rapa (field mustard), 375 nucleotides long. RefSeq lists its product as uncharacterized. NCBI's taxonomy places the organism in Eukaryota, Viridiplantae, Streptophyta, Magnoliopsida, Brassicales, Brassicaceae. The record is from RefSeq and is a predicted model, not a curated record.
AUGGCCUCCAAAUGCAUAGACAAUGGUGUAAAGAACGAAACCGACGUCCUCUCCGUCGAGAAGGUGACGAGUUACACCAACCUCCACAAGUGGCCGAUGGCAGAGGUGGAGUUUGUUCAGUCAAUCAGACACGGCAAUAGCCAGCAUCAUACCAUGGUGCUGAACAACAUUUCUUGUAGGCAAAUGUACCUCAGAAGCUACACUUUCACUAGAAAAGAAAAUGAAGGCGAAGGUGGUCGAGGUGGCGGUAAGACCGGUGACCAGUGGAACAGAGGAGAGAAAAAGAAGUCUGCAGAGACAACGAAGAAAGAUUUUCAUGACAGCAUUAUUCAGAAAUACAGGAAAUACACCGGUGGAACAGAGUCUAAGCACUGA